Molecule: messenger RNA, 652 nt
Organism: Camellia sinensis
Lineage: Eukaryota; Viridiplantae; Streptophyta; Magnoliopsida; Ericales; Theaceae
Source: RefSeq, a predicted model, not a curated record
GGACUAGCAAAAUCCUUCAAUGAAAACCAUUAUCCAGAUCGAGCUAUGAAAGAAAAAUUGGCAACAGAAUUAGAAAUUACAGUUAAACAGGUUAGCAAAUGGUUUGCAAAUGCACGUUGGAAAUUUCACCAUCCAUUGCCUGCCAGGCAGAGAUCUACGACCUCAGGAGUUCGCAAGAGAAAAAGUACGCCAGAUGAUCAUCAAGGAUCAGGUUAAAUUCCAAGCGUUGAGAGGAGCAACUGAAACAGAAGUCUUCAUCUUUCAGGAUUUCGUUGUUGAUGCUUGCGGUUGCUGGUAGAGGUCGUGCAAUUAGUGCCUGCCUUUCUGUUUCAAUUUCAGUUCAUGAUGGUUUGUUUCUAUGUCUAUUAGUUUAUAUGAAAGUGGAAACUCUAUGUUCCCCACCUUUAUUUCUGAAGUUUUUAUUUAUUCUCAAAAAAUAUUGAUCAAGGAUUGCAAGUUUAAAAGUUGAGCUUGUGUAACUGGUGCUUGCCUUUCUUUUUCAGUUUUAGCUUAUGACAAUCUUUAUGUAUGUUGGUUUAUAUGUAAGUGGAAACUCUAUGUUCCCCACCUUUAUUUAUGAAGUUCUUAUAUAUUAUCAAAAAAAUAUUGUUUAAGGUUUGCAAGUUUAAAUAAUAAGGUUGUGUUGGCUUUU